Molecule: messenger RNA, 1997 nt
Organism: Toxotes jaculatrix (banded archerfish)
Lineage: Eukaryota; Metazoa; Chordata; Actinopteri; Toxotidae
Gene: hsd3b7
Product: hydroxy-delta-5-steroid dehydrogenase, 3 beta- and steroid delta-isomerase
Exons: 6
Coding region: 29-1129 (366 amino acids)
Biological process (GO): steroid biosynthetic process
Molecular function (GO): 3-beta-hydroxy-Delta5-steroid dehydrogenase (NAD+) activity
Source: RefSeq, a predicted model, not a curated record
AGGAGCCGUGAGGGUUGUGUCUCUCAUCAUGUCAGAAAAACAGCGAGGUCUGGUCUAUAUGAUCACGGGAGGAUGCGGGUUUCUCGGCAAACACCUGCUCCGGGUUUUACUGGAGAAGGAGGACAAACUGGAGGAGAUCCGGGUGUUUGAUAAACACAUAGACCCAAGUUUAAACGGACUGAGCACAGAGCGGACAAAGGUGGUGGUCAUUCAGGGAGAUAUCACCGACUACAACAGCGUAUUAGAGGCCUCCCGUGGGGCUGAUGUGGUCAUCCACACUGCCAGCUUGGUGGAUGUUUGGCACAAAAUCCCAGACGCACUCAUCUAUUCCGUCAACGUCACAGGAACGGAGAAUGUGAUCAAUGCCUGUGUGGAGUGUGGUGUCCAGUGUCUGGUCUACACCAGCAGCAUGGAAGUGGUUGGUCCCAACAUCAACGGCGAACCCUUUAUCAGGGGGAAUGAAGACACACCUUACAAUGUGAAACACACUAUGGCCUAUCCGAAGAGCAAGGCAACGGCAGAGAAAAUUGUGCUUGAAGCUAAUGGCAAAAAGCUCAAAGGGGGAAAGUGUUUAUACACAUGCUCUCUGAGGCCAACAGGGAUCUAUGGUGAGGGGCACGAGCUAAUUAAGGACUUUUACAAACUGGGUGUUGAAAGGGGAGGCUUAAUUAUUGGCGGCGUCCCAGACAGCACUGAACAUGGGCGUGUCUAUGCAGGCAAUGUGGCCUGGAUGCAUGUACUUGCAGCCCGAGCCCUGAGGGAGCGCCCGCAGAAAGUCGGGGGUGAGGCUUUCUUCUGCUACGAUGACUCACCCUACAAGAGCUACGAGGAUUUCAACAUGCUGUUCCUCUCCACAUUUAACUUCAGAAGAGUCCGCAUGCCCUCAGUGGUGGUCUGGUUCCUGGCCAUGGUUAAUGACCUGCUCCGUUGGAUACUUAGCCCCGUAUAUAACUACACUCCGCUGCUGAACCGUUACACCUUGGCAGUGGCUUGCACCUCCUUCACAGUGGGCACAGACAAAGCCCUACAUUACUUCCAGUACCGCCCCCUGUAUGACUGGGACCAGUGUCGGGCCCGCACGCAGAAAUGGGUUAACACAUUCCCUCUGGAUAAACUCAAAGACUCCUGAUGUGACCUAAUCUACUGCAACACGCAGUAGUGUUAGUGAGAUAUUUUAGUGUGUUGCUGCAGUAACUCAAAAAGGGUGUGUUGUACCUCUAACUGAAGGUGAAACUGCUAUAUUUGUCUUAAAACCUUUCAGACAUGUAGUCAUAGUUCAGGACUCUCGGCCUCAUACAGUAUUCAGAAUUCAAUCAUUUCAGCUUCGAGUAGCAAAGAAAUUUUCAAACGAGAAGUUCCAAGGACAACCACAAAAUGAUCUGUAAGGAGAUAUGGAAAAGGGUGUAGUGAGGGGAAACAGCAAUACAGCUAUGAAAAGGUGCUUUUUUAAAAAGGGUUUUAAGAAGUCUUAGUUUAAAAUACAAUGCAAGUUUUGUCUGUAUAGGUUACAUUCCAGAGGCACUGGGUUCUGACUGCACAUGUCAGAAACUGAUGCAAAUUUGUGAGUCAUGCAUUUGUUAUGUAUGGACAACAUCCUAGUCUAGCAUUAAUAGCUUAGCUAUAAAGAAAACAUAAUAUAUGUGCUUUAUCUGUACAAAUAAUUUCAUUAACAGCCUUGACAAAGAAGAUUUAUUAAUGUUUUCUGUUGGAUUCAGUCUGUUGUUGUUUUAUUGAUACAACUAACCAAGGAAUUGCCUUUAGUUAAGACGUUGAGAUGGUCUAAUAUCAGCAAUUGUGACCAAUGUAAACACAAUGUAUAAGCAUUUACUACAUGUAAAUGGUCUUUAAACCUGUAUUUUAGUAAUUUGUAUCUAUGAUAUCAGUAUUUUAUGCUGCAUAAUUUAAAGAACGUUAAAUGUAUUGUAAUGACAUUGUCAGAAAUAUAUCCUGUUAGUAAAAUUUUUGUAAUUCUAAAUAAAGAUUAUUUAUGAUGUUAA